CAAAUUACUGUGGAUGUUGUAAUCUGUACUGAAAAUAACAAAUGCUGAUGGUCACAGAGGCAGCAUGCAUGGACAGACAGCAAGCUAACGUUUGGAGUCUAGAUGAAUCUAGGACUGAGGACGCUAAACUGGUGUGCACUUCUUUCAUACCAGGAACAUAAAAACAUGGGAGAUAUUACAUCUCUGGAGCCAAUCCUCUCAUUCAUCCGUACCAGGUCUGGCGUGGGAUCAGUACAGGAUCUCCUGAUGAGAAUCAAUCUCUACUUUCUAUCACAAUAAAACUUGAAAAUGAGUGAAAUUUUUUUUUUCCGAAGGAAACUUUAGCUGAAGUCUUCGCUCUCACAAAUCUCUCGCUUUCAGCUUCCCUCUCUCGACAGGCUUUUCCUAAAAAAAAUAAAAUGCAUGGCGAGUGGAUCCAAGCCAUUCGGCAGCUGAUACAAUGCAUCGUUGCUAAGUACAGAAACGGUGCAUUUGUUAUUAUCGAACGAUGUGCAGCCUUUCCUUCCAACCCUCUGGUUUGUACAGUCCCCGGUCCUUCCGGCCUGUCAAAAGGAUGAUUGGCAGCAACAGCACGCGAACAAUAACAGCGACGAGCGAUACAUGGAGACUCUUAUCAGUUGGAAACGCUCAGAAAGUCCAAUCGAAAGAACAAGAGAGAAACUCCUCACAUCCACUCACCAGCCUCCCAGCUUCUGGUUCACGGCACCGGAAAUCUGAUUAACGAUCAAAGAAGACUGAGUCUAAAUGGAGCGCCGGGUCUCUCUGGGCGGGAAUGCAGGAAAUCCCGCUUCUGUGUUCCAACCCUUUCUGGAUGGCCGCUUACCUUGCGGGAGGUUACAGCACACGCCCAUCCUCCCCAUGGACCAAAUGAAGCCUAGCCGCCUGGAAAAUGACUACGUGGAGAACCCUGUGGCCAGCCAGCCCUGUAGGAACCCCAGCCCCCAGAGCAGGCCGGGUCAGCCUCCAGAAUCAACAGCGCUCACCCCCCGGGAGCCGGCCUGUCAGCACCCUGCCAUACCCUGGGCAUCUGUGACCGGGCGGCCCAGCUCCAUCAGCAGCAGCAGCAGCACCUCCUCAGACCAGCGGCUUCUGGACCACGCGGCGCCGCCUCCCGUGGCCGAGCAGCAGGGCUGCCCCAGGGCUGUUCGCUCACAGCCCAAGUCACCCCCCGGCAACAAAAGUGUCGACCUGAAGGAGACCCCCCGCCGCCAGGAGAACGCCAAGCACAUGGUGUUAUGCGAGGGCUGCGGGAAGUGCAGGUGUAACCAGUGCGUGUCCCCCAGGACUCUGCCGUUCUGUUGGGUUUGCAGUCAGAGGUGCCUCUGCUCCCCGCAGAAAGUUGUCAACUAUGCCACCUGCAUGUGUCUGGUAACAGGGAUUUUCUACCAUUGCACCAAUGACGAUGAUGAGAGAUCCUGUGCUGACCAUCCCUGCUCCUGUUCUCACUCUAACUGUGGUGCCCGCUGGUGUUGUAUGGGGGCCAUGUCAGUAUUCCUGCCCUGUUUGCUGUGCUAUCUGCCAGCCACUGGGUGCGUCAAACUCUCCCAAAAGUUUUACGACACUGUCAGCCGCCCAGGAUGCCGUUGCAAGAAUUCCAACAGUGUGUACUGCAAGGUCCCAGAGGUGUCAGUCUGCAGUGGGGAGAAGCUGCCCUCCUGAUGCGAGAGGGCCUGUGAGGUGGGAUGGGUGGGGGUGAAAUGUGAUGUGGUUAAUGGGACAAUAAAUCACAUCUGUACUUUUCCAGUUCAGUCUUUGCUGCCAGUUCCUGCUUUCAAAAGAAUUACAUGGUCUGUAGAGUAGUGAGUGGGCAAAACCUUACUGUCUUUCUGAAAUGGGCAUAAUAUAUAAUUAAAAUAAACUUUCAAGGAGCAGUUAAAUGUGAGGGUUUUGCAAAGCUCUUUAGAAAUCUAUGCCUUUGUUGUCAACAUUUGGAGGGUGUUCUAUCCAAAAACCAAAGGGUUUCAUUUUCUUGGGAGAGUGGGAUGGGUAGGAGGGAGUCCUAAUUCUAAGCAGUCUAAGUCAUUACUUCGAAAUUCCACCAUGUAGUACAUAUUGGUUGCCAUUAUUCUGAUUGACUUCUGGCCUAUUGCUAAUUCUAACAUGCUUCACAGUUUUGGCUUUUAUUUGAAGUGCCACACAGAAUUUAACGAGGUAUAUUUUAUAGCUAAAGAGUUUCAUUACUGUCACUGCCUAUACUGAGACUUUUUUUGAAAUAUGAUCAAUAGCGAUUAUUCCUUUAAACUUCUUAAAUGGCAUGAUUUGCUUUUAAGGUGGUAUUUAAAGUCUUGAUCCAUGCUGUGCCAAAAAGCUCUGUGAGGAAAUGGCAUGUAACUCAAAGUAAGGCACAUCGUAAUCACUGCAAAGUUCAGUGUAAUAACUUGACAGACAUUGGUACUACUGGCCGAAGACAUAUUAAAAUUUUACUAGACACUUUAGAUUAGAAUCUUGAAAAAAUACAAUGAAGUAUUUUCAAUGUUCUUGGAAAGGUUGCCCAAACUCUACUCCACAGAUUCUUUAACCUUCAAAUUAAAGCAUCAAAUGUGUUAACUGUGUCUGAUUUCAUGCAACAGAAUGUAAUUUUCUGAAUGCUAGGAAGGCUUUACAGUUGAUUGUUUUUGUGUAUGUUAUGCGUCUGCAACAAAAUUUUGCAUUGCCUUCCCGGUCCCGAUUAAACCUGGUUUCUUGGUCUCUGCAUCACAAGAGUUUCUUAGCACAUCAACAGUGCCAGUGCUAAGUGGGAUUAUUUUAUGAGGAGUGAGAGAACUUUGUAUUUCAUCAGUGAGCAUGAUUAGAUGAAAAUGACUCUUUUUCAACUAAAAUUUACUACAAAACUAAUUACUGGGUCAGCAUUUUAAGAAACUAAUUCUAUUAGAUAUAAAAAUGAUAAUUCACAAUUAUUACCAUGGCUCUAUAUGUAGAGAUAUAUAAAAGGAGGGAGAAAAGGCUCAUGUUGUCUUUGCAUUAUUAAAUUCUUUACAACUAUAGUAUGUGAGUGUAGGCAAUUAAGUUUGUAUGUUCAAAGCCGUGUGGAGUCCUGUAGCCUAACCAUUCAGCUCUAAAGAAGUGCUGUGAUGGGAGUAAGAAUUGGCAAUAUCUGCAUCAAUUAACUGAGGCAAGCUCUGUAAGAUCUUAUAGGAAACAAACCAAGAGGACUGAUGAAAGCAUCUGAUAAUAAGAGAUGUAAGAAUUAGAAAGGUAUUAAUUGCAAUACUUAUAACAAAGAAAAUAAAAUAUUUCUUCCCCAGCCUUUCUUGAUAGAAUUACCAUCAGUCCUUGACCUUCUUGUGUAUUAUCCACAAGAACAUUAUGUUCCAAAAUAAUAAAAUGAGUAUUUUUGAAUGAAACAUAAAAAUACUAAUUAAUUUAUAAAAUGAGAAUUUUUUGAAAAAGUUUUAAAACUUCAGCAAUUUUAACAUUUACUGGAUGGUAAAGGUGCGUCAGAGCGAUUAUUUGGCGAUAAUUAUUUUCACAUAGAGAAACUCUUGACCAAUCGAUGGCAAUAUUUAUUCUCCUUAGAAAACCAGAGAGUCAUUGGAUGAAACUGAGCAAUGAUUUGAAACUGAUAGUACUACAGGUUCAUGAAACUUUUGAUUAUGUAGUGCACAAGGAUUGAAAUGCAGAUGUGUUUUUUGGAGAAUUAUAAUAUGUAUUUUUAACAGUUCUGACAUCAUAGCUUUAUGAUGAUUAUUUAUUGAGAAUCUCUAUAAAUGCAUCUUAAAAUGUUAA
Chiloscyllium plagiosum (whitespotted bambooshark) is the source of this 3726-nucleotide messenger RNA. RefSeq names its product sprouty homolog 4 (Drosophila) (gene spry4). The record is from RefSeq and is a predicted model, not a curated record. Gene Ontology annotation, cellular component: cytosol; membrane. NCBI's taxonomy places the organism in Eukaryota, Metazoa, Chordata, Chondrichthyes, Orectolobiformes, Hemiscylliidae. Gene Ontology annotation, biological process: negative regulation of fibroblast growth factor receptor signaling pathway; multicellular organism development; animal organ development.